AUGACUGUAUUCAAAGGUGUUCUCGGGUUGAUGAUGCCUCUCUCUUUGGUGCCACGCCAGCAUCAUGGCUCACUGAAUCCAGUCUCAACGCAGGCUGAUGACAUGACACUGAGUGGGACGAUCUUCCUGAUUCUGGGGCAUGGGGUAGACAAGGUCCUCCAUUCUGCCUCUCUCUUUGGUGCCACGCCAGCAUCAUGGCUCACUGAAUCCAGUCUCAACGCAGGCUGA
Penicillium coprophilum is the source of this 228-nucleotide messenger RNA. RefSeq lists its product as uncharacterized. NCBI's taxonomy places the organism in Eukaryota, Fungi, Ascomycota, Eurotiomycetes, Eurotiales, Aspergillaceae. The transcript is spliced from 2 exons. The record is from RefSeq and is a predicted model, not a curated record. Bases 1 to 228 code for a protein of 75 amino acids.